Messenger RNA from Dendrobium catenatum, 2297 nucleotides. Its product is annotated as trihelix transcription factor GTL1-like. Lineage: Eukaryota; Viridiplantae; Streptophyta; Magnoliopsida; Asparagales; Orchidaceae. The record is from RefSeq and is a predicted model, not a curated record. Bases 228 to 2051 code for a protein of 607 amino acids. The transcript is spliced from 4 exons.
CACCCAUGUUAUGCUUGUUGCCUUGUUCCCCACGGUUUAUUUACCACUCACACACACUGUCUCUCUCUUUCUCUCUCAUCCACCACGCCUUGGCUCCCACAGCCCUCUCUGUCCUUUCCGUUCUUAACUACCAUCAAGCAGCAAACCAGCUCUCCCUUUCAAUAACGCUAUAACAAACAGGUAGAGUGUAGUCGGAGAGGAUCGAGCUAGCUAGCAAAGUGCUAAGCAUGCAGGAAGAAGAAGGACCUCCGCCUUCAGAUCAAUUAGCCGCGCCAAUAAGUGUGCGUAUGCCUCCUCUAGGUCUAGGCUCCUCAUCUGCAUCAGCUGGUAACGGCUUUGACGAAAUUGCGGUAGAGAGAGACAGUGGGUGUGGCUCGCCGGCCGGAAACCGCUGGCCGCGCCAAGAGACUAUGGCACUGCUCAAGAUCCGCUCUGAUAUGGAUCCGCUCUUUCAGGAAGCCACUCUCAAAGCCCCCUUAUGGGAACAGGUCUCAAGGAAGCUAACGGAGGAAGGAUAUGAACGGAGCGCAAAGAAAUGCAAAGAGAAAUUUGAGAACGUUUUUAAGUAUUAUAAGCGUACGAAGGAAGCUCGCGCCGGCAAAACUUACCGUUUCUUCAGCCAGCUAGAGGCACUCCGCUCCUCCUCCUCCUCCUCAGUCGCCGGCGCCCCCCCACUGCCGCCAACAAUAGCGAACAGUUCAGCCACUAUGGUUAACAUUGAGGCCAGCUCGUCCGGCGCCGCUGCUCCAUCUCCGCACACUCUGCUUUCAGUCACUGUUCGGCCACCGCCUCCCCCCGCCGCCGGCCCUAUUACGACUACGACAAUCCCGCCGCCUCCAACUGACGCUGCUGAUGGGCCGAGUUCCUCGUCGAACACAUCAAGCUAUUCCGGCACAGAGUCGGAGGAUGAGGACGGCGGAGAAGCUAGUCGGAAGAGAAAACGAGAACGCCGCGAGGCGCCGGAGGGUAGCGGAAAGAUGAUGGCUUUUUUCGAGGGUCUAAUAAAGGAGGUAAUGGAUCAGCAAGAGACAAUGCUUCAGAGAUUCUUGGAAGCGAUAGAGCGGCGAGAACAAAACAGAAUGAUAAGGGAAGAAGCAUGGCGGCGGCAGGAAAAGAGCCGCAUUUCUCGGGAGCAUGAACUCGUGGCUCAAGAACGCGCCGCCGCUGCUUCCCGCGACGACGCAAUCAUUUCCUUUCUCCAGAAACUCACCGGUCAAAAAAUCCCCAUUCCUCCUCCUCCACAACCUCCUGAAACCACCGUCGACCCCGCAGAAGAAACACCAACUUCCCCACCGCCACCUCCACGGCCCGAAGACCCCGAUCAGCCACCGAAGGAAACGACUUUGGGUUCUUCGAGCAGAAGGACGAUAGAGGCGCCAAUAUUGUCUUCGCGUUGGCCGAAAUCAGAAGUCCAUGCGCUGAUCAAUCUGCGAAGCGGGAUGGAGUCGAAAUAUCUGGAUUCAAUCCCAAAAGGUCCAUUGUGGGAGGAGAUCUCGGCCUGCAUGGGCCGCCUCGGCUAUGAUCGGAGCGCGAAACGCUGCAAGGAAAAAUGGGAAAACAUCAAUAAGUACUAUAAGAAGGUGAAGGAAAGCAAUAAGAAUCGCCCAGAAGAUGCCAAGACCUGCCCUUAUUUCCACCAACUCGACGCUCUCUACCGCGCUAAAAUCCUCGGCGGAAGUUCCUCCGCCGGCACAGCAGGCCAAACUCUCUCCACAGAUGAUCAUCAACUCGCCAUCAGCUCCCCAACCGCGGCCAUUAUUAAGCAGCAAGAUGACCGCAUGAGCUUCUUCGAACAAGGAUCCAGCUCGGCUUCCCUGGUAAAAAAGCCAGAAGACAUUGUGAAGAAGAAGAUUGAACAGGCCGUUGUUGAAUCCGAGAGCAAGAAAAUGGAGACGGGUGUCAGCUUUCGGUUCAGAAUGCAACAAUAUAUCAUGCCUAGAGUGCUAAUUAGUGGUGGAACUGGACAGCAACUUGUCGGCCAUGGUCCGGUAGAGAGAUCUAUUCCUUUAUUUUACUUUUUUUAUAUAUAUAUAAAUAUAAUCCAUAAUUAAUGGAUCUAUUUAUCUACUUGAACGAUUUCUAUUGAAUUGAUUUAGGGUUUAGGAAGAAUAAAAUAUAAGUGGAGGGCGGUGGUGGCGGCGGGUGUCUGAGAAUUGGAGAAAAUUAAUGUGGUUGAUUUGAUUUGUGCUUCGUUGCGCAGAUUCUCAUCUCCUGUUGUUCUUAGUUUGUUAUUUUAAUUCUUUGUUUGUUGAUCUCCUUCUCCUCGAGCUUCUUUAAUUUCCUAAAAAAUUAUUUAA